GAAAACCCUUUGAUUCUCAUCGAUUACUCUUUUGUCUCUCCAAACGAAACUCCACUUCACGUAGCUACAAAAUCAGGGAAGUUGAGCUUCGUGAAAGAGCUCAUUCGACUGAAGCCUGAGUUGGUGAUGGAGCAAAACAACGAAGGGUUUCAACCAUUGGACAUAGCUUCAGGUUUAGGACAUGUAGAGAUAGUGAAAGAGCUAUUAUUGGUAUGGAAUACGACAACAAGUAGUAGGUCUGAGAUAUGUCGUUUGAAGGGAAGAGAUGGAAGAACGAGUAUUCACUAUGCUGUUGUUCAUGACAAGAUUGAUGUUAUGAAUGAAGUGAUUUCUUUCUCAGCUGAAUUUGUUAAGGAUUUGACAGAUUUUGAAGAAACGACACUCCAUUUGGCUGUCAAAUAUUACAGAUUUGAGGUGUUUAAAAAGUUGGUGGAAUGGCUUGAAAAGCUUGGAUUAGAGGAGAUUGUGAAUUGGGUUGAUAGAGACGGAAACACUAUUCUCCACCUUGCUGUCUCUAGAAAGCAACAUGGGAUUGUAGAAUUCCUACUCAACAACAACAACAUUUUCAGCACACUAAAAUUGAAUGAAAGGAACUCAAAGGGUUUAACACCAAUGGAAUUAAUGGAUUUAGUGAUGGAAAAUCCAAGUGAUGUUCAACUCCAUGAAAUCUUGCGACUCGCCGGAGUUGUUAGAGGCCGAGAUAUCAAUACCACAAACACCAUAUCAUCAUCAUCACCACCACUUCAACACUGUAGUGAUUGGAAUCACUCUCAAGAACAAGAUCAAAAGAACAUAGCAGCAAUGGAAGACAAAGAAAAUUAA
This is a messenger RNA of Humulus lupulus (European hop), 822 nucleotides long. RefSeq names its product ankyrin repeat-containing protein BDA1-like. The record is from RefSeq and is a predicted model, not a curated record. Bases 127 to 822 code for a protein of 231 amino acids. Lineage: Eukaryota; Viridiplantae; Streptophyta; Magnoliopsida; Rosales; Cannabaceae. The transcript has 2 exons. Gene Ontology annotation, molecular function: protein binding.